AUGUCACCUACGAAAGACGGUAAACAGUUUUUCUUACUCAGUUCGGUCAUCGUUUUAAUAGUGGCAGUACUUUUCCGAUGGGCUGUCGCUGUCGGUCCCUAUUCAGGUGAAAAUAAGCCACCGAUGUUCGGCGAUUACGAAGCUCAGCGACACUGGAUGGAAAUAACCACAAAUUUGCCCAUUACACAUUGGUACCGAAAUGGAACCAAUAACGAUCUUCUCUACUGGGGUUUGGAUUAUCCGCCGCUCACUGCUUACCACAUGUGGAUUCUUGGAAAAAUAUACAACUGUGUAAGUUUGGGUCUGUUCCUUUGGUCAAUAUGUGGUCUGCUGCGUGGUCGAGAAUGCAUUGCUGCUUUUCUUUUCACGAUGGCUCUCAGCUAUAAGCAGAUGGAACUGUAUCACGCCAUACCUAUAUUCGUUUAUUUGUUUAGCCGUUGCGUUAUGACACUUGCUGCCGCGCUACCGUCAGCUGUCCUGCUGUUCAUUCGACCAGGCAUUAAAAACCUCCUUUACUCGUUGGUCUUGACGUCGCUAGGCUUCUUCCUGUUUUCUUUCCAAGUUCAUGAAAAAGGCAUUCUGCUUGUGGCAAUGUAA
Soboliphyme baturini is the source of this 597-nucleotide messenger RNA. NCBI's taxonomy places the organism in Eukaryota, Metazoa, Nematoda, Enoplea, Dioctophymatida, Soboliphymatidae. The record is from the annotation of a GenBank genome assembly.